AUGUUUGAAAGUUUGAAGAAUUGGCUAUUUCAUGAUGAUUAAGGAGAUUUCGAAUAAUUUAAAUUAAUUUCAAAAUAACCCAAGUUAAGAUUGCCUCCUAAUUUUGCUUAAUAAAUUCUAGACUUAGAAUUAGAAUUAGAAAAUGAGAAAGUCAAUUAAAAAAUGGUUAAUGAUUUAUUAGCUCUAUAUAAACUAGGAACAGAAUAUUAUGGUUAGAAUGAUGACAAGAAAUAUAAGAUAUUUACUGAAAAAGCAAGUAAGCUUUUAAUGAAAUCAAAUGUGUAAAAGGCAUUUGAGCCAAGUUAAAAAUAGGAAUCAAGAGAUGCUAUAUCAACAGCAAGAGAGUUUAAUUAAAAUAACUCCUUAAUGAGGUCAAUGAUAAACAGAGAUUUAUAAAAAUAAGAAGAAAACAUAUUACAAAGACGUUAAAAUAGAAGAGAGAUUCUAUAAUCAAAAUAGUGA
Paramecium tetraurelia is the source of this 462-nucleotide messenger RNA. RefSeq lists its product as uncharacterized. Lineage: Eukaryota; Ciliophora; Oligohymenophorea; Peniculida; Parameciidae. The transcript has 2 exons. The record is from RefSeq and is a predicted model, not a curated record.